Molecule: messenger RNA, 1620 nt
Organism: Phytophthora sojae
Lineage: Eukaryota; Oomycota; Peronosporomycetes; Peronosporales; Peronosporaceae
Exons: 1
Coding region: 1-1620 (539 amino acids)
Source: RefSeq, a predicted model, not a curated record
AUGCACUAUGCCAAGCGAGGCAAUGACGGAGGCCUGAUUGAAGAACUGGAUGAGGUCAUAGCAAACUUGGACCCAGAUGAGGAUGGCCAUUUCACGCUGUUGCUGGGCCACAACUACACUGAGAAAAGUAUCGUGGAUCUGGGCUUCAGGGCCUUCAAAGGUAUCGACCGUGCAAGAGUUGGAGUACUCGAGGGUGCAAAUACAGCUCUUCCCACCGACAAGCAAUUGAAGCUUUAUAUCGCAAAGCUUUCCCACGACAUCUCAUACGAUAGUCGUAGUCAUGUAGACGGGCACGUGAAUUCUAUCGGCUGGUAUUCCAUGGCUGGAGACGCGUUGGGCUCUACGAGAAGCUCGUCGGCAACACUGAAUUUCCUCAAUCCUUCUCGGGAGACGCUUUUUGAGCUGUGGAUGCCGCAUGGAAUCUACAAAUCUGGAGGGUACAUGGGAAACGAGGGGCCAACAGAAAGCAGAGUAUACUCGACGUAUGCGAUCAUCGCGUGGCCAAGUUCUGUCCACACGGAGAAAACGCUGGAGUUGAUGCCAGAAGACAUCGCCGUUGAGCUUCUGCGAGCUCAAAAUUCAACCGAUGCUGCACUACUUCGCGAGUUUUUGGAAGAUCUGGACGAAAGGCUUCAAGCCCCGAGGAAGAUGUCGGAUUCUAAUCAGGUUUCAGUCAGAUUUUGCCUGGUUCUGUGUGAAUUGCUCGUGGCCACUGGCGAUGCUGAACUGGCGAGCUUGUUCUUCACACAGUUUUUCCCCGCUUUGGACGGCCUGGAAGACAAUGAAAGUCUCAUCCAGCCGAUCAUCUCGAUCGUGCGCACGUUUGGCUGGGGCGACAUUAGCCAAGGCAUUUUGAAGAGCUUACGGAGGGUUAAUUACAGAGAAGCUGCCGGUGUGCCAAGCCUCGAUAUGGCUCUGGGGGUGGCUGCCGGUCUGGAAGAUGGGGAAGCCAAGCGAGCGCUGCUCAAAAUUGCAGUGGAAAAGGCGGCCCAAUGUGAUCACGAGAACUUUUGCUUGGGAGGGCCGGUUGAAUUGCUGUGGGAGAACGCUAUUCGUUGCCAAGAUCAAAGCCUUUUUGAGUCGGUGGUGAACCUGUUCAAGCCAACAGACCCAGGCUUUCUGGAGUACAUCACUACGGCCAUCUCGCAGUGUAUCCGUACCAUGGACCCGACGAGCGACAGAUAUCCUGUGCUCGCCUCCAUGGUCUCCAAGCGAGUCGAAUGGCUCAAAAGUCAAGUUGAAGCUCUGGACAAACCUUUCUCCUGGGAGAUGAGCGACGCCGAGUUUAAGGAUAACGCCAAGGUGCAGGCGUUUCUCCGAGGCCCCGAUGUCUCCAUGAAGAUGACCAAGAGUGUGCACAAAUUCAAAGGACUUCAAGACGCACAGAACUGCGCUGCAAACUGGGUGCGCAACAGUCAAAAGAAUGCCUCGUUCGAGAUGGAAGCGAGCUCAACAAAGGGGAAAGUGAUUGUGACAAUCACCAAGGCCCGCACCUGGUACACGGAGUGUCAACAGAAGCUGAAAAGCAACAAGGCAGAGCUGAGUCGUUUGCUGAAGCAUGGUAACGCUGCUGAAGGGGGCGGAGACACUGUUAACAGCAAGCGCGCUCCCGUGGAGUAA